AUGUCAACUCAAAAUUCAAAUGUCUACCACGAAAGACAAAGAUUACAGUUUUGUCUCUUACACACUCUCAAUUCACUCUUUCAGCAAAAAGAUGCUUUUACUCGAGAAAAUUUGAAUGCAAUUUCUGAAAAACUAGCAUUUGAUGACACCUCCAACAGUGAUUCAUGGACACCGUUUUCUAUCUUGUUCAAACCCCAUCAUAAUGCAUUGACUGGAAACUAUGAUAUCAAUGUUCUAAUAGCUGCUUUGGAAGAGAAAGGGAAGAGUGUAGUUUGGCACGAUCGGCGAAAUGGAGGUUCCUCGAUUGAUCUUGAUGCGCCGGCAGAUGUUUUGAUGGGGGUUGUGGUUAAUGUUUCGGUGAAAAGAUUUGCUGGGAUUUGGAAAGGUAGACAUUGGAUUGCUUUGAGGAAGAUUGAUGGGGUUUGGUAUAACUUGGAUAGCGACCUUCCUGGUCCUAAAUGUUUUCGAGAUAAAGAUGAAGUGAGAGAGUUCUUGGAUUCUAGCAUUGUUAAUGGUGGCGAGGUUUUGCUUGUCAUGAAUCAGAAACAACAGUCUUGA
This is a messenger RNA of Lathyrus sativus (Indian pea), 558 nucleotides long. The record is from the annotation of a GenBank genome assembly. Lineage: Eukaryota; Viridiplantae; Streptophyta; Magnoliopsida; Fabales; Fabaceae.